Messenger RNA from Lotus japonicus, 2359 nucleotides. RefSeq names its product ATP-citrate synthase beta chain protein 1. The record is from RefSeq and is a predicted model, not a curated record. Gene Ontology annotation, molecular function: ATP citrate synthase activity. The coding region runs from base 181 to 2007 and encodes 608 amino acids. NCBI's taxonomy places the organism in Eukaryota, Viridiplantae, Streptophyta, Magnoliopsida, Fabales, Fabaceae. Gene Ontology annotation, biological process: acetyl-CoA biosynthetic process; fatty acid biosynthetic process; tricarboxylic acid cycle. Gene Ontology annotation, cellular component: cytosol. The transcript has 17 exons.
AUUCCAUUCUAACUACCCCCCGCCACGUGACUCGCUGCCUGCACAACUCACCUUCACUCGUCACUAUAUAACAACCCUCUUCCCUUCUCUUCAUUUUCACUCUUCUUUUCCCUUCCAACUCGCUCUCUCGACUCACUCAAUUCUGCGACUGGAUCAGUCAGAUCUCUCUGAUUCUUUAACAUGGCGACCGGACAACUAUUCUCUCGUACUACGCAAGCUUUAUUUUACAACUACAAGCAACUUCCCAUUCAGCGGAUGCUUGAUUUUGACUUCCUUUGUGGCAGGGAAACACCAUCUGUUGCUGGAAUAAUUAACCCUGGUUCUGAGGGAUUUCAAAAACUCUUUUUUGGUCAGGAGGAAAUUGCCAUCCCGGUCCAUCCUACCAUUGAAGCAGCUUGUGCUGCACAUCCGACCGCUGAUGUCUUCAUCAAUUUUGCAUCAUUUAGAAGUGCUGCAGCAUCAUCCAUGUCUGCUUUGAAGCAGCCAACAAUUAGAGUUGCUGCUAUUAUUGCUGAAGGAGUACCUGAGUCAGACACUAAGGAAUUGAUUGCAUAUGCUCGGGCAAACAAUAAGGUUGUUAUUGGCCCCGCCACGGUUGGAGGCAUUCAAGCUGGGGCUUUUAAAAUUGGAGAUACAGCUGGAACCAUUGACAAUAUAAUCCACUGCAAGCUCUACAGGCCCGGAUCUGUUGGAUUUGUUUCAAAAUCUGGUGGGAUGUCCAAUGAAUUAUACAACACCAUUGCCCGUGUAACUGAUGGGAUUUAUGAAGGCAUUGCCAUUGGAGGAGAUGUUUUCCCAGGUUCCACCCUUUCUGACCAUGUUUUACGGUUUAACAACAUACCACAGAUUAAAAUGAUAGUUGUACUUGGAGAACUUGGUGGGCGUGAUGAAUAUUCCUUGGUGGAAGCCCUAAAACAAGGGAAAGUGACAAAGCCAGUUGUUGCCUGGGUUAGCGGAACCUGUGCACGACUCUUCAAAUCUGAAGUACAAUUUGGUCAUGCUGGAGCUAAAAGUGGUGGUGAAAUGGAGUCUGCUCAAGCAAAGAAUCAGGCCCUAAAAGACGCUGGAGCUGCUGUUCCUACUUCGUUUGAAGCUUUUGAAGCUGCAAUUAAAGAAACAUUUGACAAAUUGGUUGAAGAAGGGAAGGUCACACCAGUCAAGGAAAUAACUCCUCCACCAAUCCCUGAGGAUCUUAGCACUGCAAUUAAGAGCGGAAAAGUGCGUGCUCCGACUCAUAUUAUUUCAACCAUUUCUGAUGAUAGAGGUGAGGAGCCAUGCUAUGCGGGUGUACCCAUGUCUUCCAUCAUUGAAAAGGGCUAUGGCGUGGGUGAUGUUAUCUCUCUUUUGUGGUUUAAACGCAGCCUUCCUCGUUACUGUACUCAAUUUAUUGAGAUAUGCAUUAUGUUAUGCGCGGACCAUGGUCCUUGUGUCUCGGGUGCUCAUAAUACUAUUGUGACCGCAAGGGCUGGGAAGGACCUAGUUUCUAGUCUUGUAUCAGGUUUGCUUACAAUCGGUCCUCGAUUUGGGGGUGCCAUUGAUGAUGCUGCUCGCUACUUCAAGGAUGCUCAUGACAGGAGUCUUACACCUUACGAGUUUGUCGAAAGUAUGAAGAAGAAGGGAAUUCGUGUGCCAGGAAUAGGGCAUAGGAUCAAGAACAGGGACAACAAAGACAAGAGAGUUGAGCUGUUACAGAAGUUUGCACGAACUCAUUUUCCUUCUGUGAAAUACAUGGAAUAUGCUGUUCAAGUUGAAACCUACACCCUCACGAAGGCAAAUAAUUUAGUUCUUAAUGUAGACGGCGCAAUUGGUUCUCUUUUCUUGGAUCUUCUUGCUGGUAGCGGAAUGUUCACCAAGCAAGAGAUUGAUGAAAUUGUGGAGAUAGGCUAUCUGAAUGGGCUCUUUGUGCUGGCACGUUCCAUUGGUCUUAUCGGGCACACCUUUGACCAAAAGAGAUUGAAGCAACCACUCUACCGUCACCCAUGGGAGGAUGUACUCUACACAAAGUGAGGAUUUUGAACGGCUGGAACAACUUUGCCAUAUUUCAGACUUGCUUGGUGAAAUCAUGCAUGAGAUGGGGUGGAAUGAUAUUUUUUUUAGCUGCUAGACUAGUGUUGUAAGAUGUAUGGUUGAAAAACCAUCUUCAGUUCGUAUGUUGUAUUUAAUUUCCAAAGAAAUAAUCAUUUUUAAAAUUGAUUUUCCUGAUCAAAAUUGUGAUCUCUGUUCUGUUGUGGCUUUAAUAGGAAUUGAUCAUAGUCCAAGACCAACCAUGUAUUCUGUAAUUUUACGAAAUGUUGUAAACCAUAAGCUCGUAUCAUGUAUGUUUCCAUGUUUAAGGGUAACAACAACUUCAAAUUUUCAA